UUCCAUAAUUUCAACACCAGCUAAAAAAAAUAUCUUUAAAAGCGUCUUCCGAGUUUCGAGUUCCAUAUUUUUGUAAAGUCUUGACGCGUGAGCCACAGUUCACACAAACCGUAUUGUCAAAGGAACACAUAGGCUACAAUAGGAAGUUGUUCCAACUGUUUUUUUUAAAGAAUACGGUGGCAGUGAGCGAAGCUGAGAUGGAGAAGUGUAUGGCGAGGCCAGAAGCCAAAAAGAGAAAACCAGCGCAGCCCAGACCCCCAUCUGCUCCCCCGAGGCCACCAAAGCUCUCCUCUGAGCUGAGCGGAAACCGGGCAGAGACACAGGGGAAGGAGAACACAGUUGAGACACCAGCAGCUCCUCUCAAGCCCAGUGAUGCGGUAAACAUGAACAGAAUCCAGAGGGAGAGAAUGGCUCAAACCCCAGUUAUCCCUCCCAAGCCAACAGAGAAGGAACUCCGCAGCACAGUUGCACACAGGCGAUAUCAGACAUCAAAACCCCAGGAUAAUCAGAAUGAGAACACAGCCACGCCACAACCGGUCAUCCCGCCAAGGCUCUCCAAGCAGAUUCCUAAAGAGAAGGACCCAGAGGUUUCUGAAGCAGCGAAAGAUGAAACAGACAUCAGACAGGGUAAUGUAGCCAUGCUCACAGAGAUGUUUCAGAAAGGUCCGAAAGAACAAGCACCUACUUUUAAAAGCUAUAUAUCAGACUCUGAUCCCCCCAAAUCAGAAGAGAAACCUGAACCUGAGAAGCCCAUCGCCACUGAAAAUAAGAAGGGUGGAUUCAAAGGAAUGCUGAACAAGACCAAUCUAUUCAAAUCUCAGGCCAGUGUGGACAAUGAUCUCUCUGCUGAGGAGCCUGAUCCAGAGAAAGAGCAGUCUGGUGAUGAGGUUGAGGAGAAGAGGCUGAGUGAGGGCAAACAUGGGAAAGGUUUCAUGGCUGGAAUGUUCUGGGGCCUCCAAAAAGAGAAGACAUCUGCUUCUGUCCUGAGGGUGAGCCCAGCAGCCAGUGAUGCUGAGAACACGGAAGAGGGAGGGCCUGAAGAAACAAAGGAGAAAGGUCUUUUCCAUGGGAUCUUCAAAAAGCCUCAAAAAUCAGAUGUUGCAGAGGAGGGUCUUUCCCAUCAUCUCUCUGCCAGUAAUGACAGUCUGUCUGACACCAGCAUCAAAGAGAAAGGCGGCAUUUUCAGUGGAAUAUUCAAGAAACCCAAACCAUCGCAAGAUGGGACACCUGAGCAGGACAACCUGUCUGUGCAUAGUAAUCUCUCAGGCAGUGAUGAUGAUAAUCUAUCUGAAAACAGCAACAAGGCUAAGGGGAAAGGAGGUAUGUUGACCGGAAUGUUUAAGAAGACGCCCAAGUCUAAACAGCCCCCCAAACCCUCGGAGGAUGAUGGGUCUAUAGAGGAUCUCUCUGCACAUAGUGAGCUCUCAGCCAGCAACGACAAUCUCUCAGAGGAGAAAGGUCUGUUCAGUGGCAUUUUCAAAAAGGCCUUCAAAGCCACUGAUGAGGAUAAACGGUCAUUACAUGAUGAACUUUCACUAAAAGUUGAGCCCACUAAAAAGGGAGUGUUCAAGAAGAAGUCUCCCAAGUCAACAGAGAAUACUCCUGCUGAUGAGUUUCAGGACAGGCAGUCAUUGAAAGACGAGCUCUCGAGAAGCACUGAUGACCUCUGUGAGAACAGUGCUAAGGAGAGAGGUAAUGCGUUCAGUGGGUUGUUCAGGAAAUCCCAGAAGCACCCAGAGGAUGCUCCAUCUGAAGAGGAUAAGCGGUCUCUGCGUGGGGAGCUUUCAGCCAGUGAGGAAAGUCUUUCAGACAAGCCCAAAGAGAAAAGCGGAAUUUUUGGUGGCAUGUUUAAAAAAGCCCCCAAACCCUCUGAGGAAGACAAGGACACUCAGGAGAAAGGUGGUGUGUUUGGUGGCAUGUUUAAAAAGUCGAAACCUUGUGAAGGCUCAGAUGAGGAUAAGGACUCGUUAUCUGCUGAAUUGUCAGCCAGUACUGAUGACCUCUGUGAGAACUCUAAACCUAAAGAGAAAGGUGGUGUGUUUGGUGGCAUGUUCAAAAAAUCGAAACCUCGUGAAGGCUCAGAUGAAGAUAAGGACUCGCUAUCCACCGAAUUGUCAGCCAGUACUGAUGACCUGUCUGACAACAAUAAAACUAAGGAGAAACAGGGUGUGUUUGGUAUGUUCAAAAAGCCAAAAGCCAGGGAGAGCUCAGAUGAGGACUCAUUAUCCACUGAAUUAUCAGCCAGUACUGAUGAUUUGUCUGAAAACACUAAACCCAAAGAGAAAGGUGGUAUGUUUGGUGGCAUGUUCAAGAAACCUAAAGCUCGUGAGGGCUGUCCUCCAGAUGAGGAUAAUGCACUGUUGGACAAAAACCUCUCAGCCAGUAAUGAUAGUCUGUCUGACAACACUACAACCUCAAAGGAGAAGACCACAGGCUUGAGUGGCAUGUUCAGGAGGUCUCCCAAGCCUGCGCUCCGGUCUCAGGCAUCUACGGACCCGCUUAAUCAGUUUAGCGAACUGUCAGAAAGCAAUGACAGCCUUGCAGACUUCGACAGUUCACAGGACCUUCUGUCUGUUGACCCUCAGCUUUCUGGUAGUAAGGACAAUCUCCUUGAGAAUAAUAAUGCCAAGGAGAAGAAAGGAAUGCUGGGGAUUUUCCGGAGGUCACCAAGACCUGCAGAACAGGCUGGCACAGACGCGGAUGAAAGCCAAGGUCUGGUGAGAAAAGGAAGAAGUCUGAAAAAAAAACGGGUUGUGUCCUUCCGAGUGAAGAGGACUCUACCCAGAAUGCCCAAGUUCUCCCUUAAUCCCUCGGCUCAGAGCGCCAGUAAAGAGCCCCUUCUGGAGGAGCCUGUGGAACUGCAGGAGAUACUGGCAGUGCAGGAGACCACAGAAGAGCAGGUGGAGAUUCAGGAGGUGGAGAUGGCAGCCUUCCCCACAGAAGGGAACCCCCUGGAGGUUGAAGGGGAUGGGGAAGGUCUACUGGAUUGGUGGAGAACGGUGGAGGGUUGGGCCCAGUGGAAUGAAACAACAAAUUUUCAAGAAGAUGAAGAACAAGAGGCGGUGGAGGCCGUGGCUGACCGUGUGUUCAUGGCAGCCCGUCUCUUUGUGCUCCUCUUCAACCAGCGGGGGGCGAAGCUGCAGCAGUACAUCCUGGAGUUGCUGGCGCAGGCCGACGCCGUGGACCAGUUCCAUAAGAAGACGGUGUCGGCGGCCGUGGGAGGCGGCGUGGCCAGCGUUGCGGGCAGCGUGGCCACCAUCACGGGCCUUAUCCUGGCGCCAUUCACCUUCGGCGCCUCCAUCAUCGUCACCGCCGUGGGCAUCAGUGUGGCCACUGCUGGCAGCAUCACCUCGGCGACGGCCAACAUCACAGACACCGUGCACGCCAAGAUGGACCGCAAGAAGGUGGAGCAGAUGAUCCAGAACUACCAGGACGAGAUCAAGGACAUCAGGGAGUGCUUGGAGUUUGUGCAGGAAGGAAUGAACACACUGGAUGAAUGGGACUUCCAGAAGUACGCAGACAGCGUGGCCAAGAAGCACAUGACCCGCAACAUCAAACACGUGAUGAAAGAGGGCGGCCGUGCUGGAAAGGCUCUCAUGAUCAACACAGACAGGCUCAUCAGCACCGUGCAGGUGCUUAGUGUUGCCGGAGGAGCUGCCAAGGCCGCUCGGGCCAUCAGCGUCACCACAGGGGUCAUGUCGGCGCUCUUCCUUGCCGUCGACAUCUUCUUCCUUGCCAAGUACUCGCACGAGCUGCGCAAGGGCGCCAAGACCAAGUUCGCUAGCAAGAUCCGCGAUGUAUGCAAGGAGCUGCAGAGUGGCCUGCUGGAGCUGAACAAAGUCAAGUGCCAGCUGCAGAAAACCAUGGACGGGAUCGAGGUGGAGGCAUAUGAGGAGGAGGACGAGGAAGAGGAGGAUGAUGACGACCUGGAGUCAGACCCAGUGAAACUGGCCCAACUGGAAGAGGAGCUGGACCAGCUGGAGGAGGAGCUGGACAAGAGGGUCCUGGAGGAGCCGAGCAUAAGCACAGAGACGGAGAAGGAGGGAAAAAGCAAGAAGAGAAGAGGGAAGGAGACAAAGAGCGAGAAAGAGAAGAAUGAAAGUGAGAUGAAGGAAGGGAUGACUGAAAGUGAGCUCAUGGAGGAGGACAAAAGGAGUGUUAAGAGUGAAUAUGGGGACUUGGAGAAACAAGUGAAAGAAAAGAAGGAAGAAGUGCAUGGAGAAAAGAAAGUGGAGAAAACAGAGGCGGAGCUGACUGAUGAGACUCCAAAGAGAGAUAUGGAGAAGGGUGCCUCGACCAAGAGUGACACAGGAGAGAGGGAUGGAAAGAGUGAAAAGGGGGAGUCUGAGAAAGACAAGGACAGUGUGAUGGAAAAAGCAAAAGAGAGGCCAGAAAGAAAAAUGUAUCCGUUUGACAAACACAACAGAAGUGAACGAGAGGAGAGAGAGAGUGUAAGGUCUGUACAGAGCAGUGCAAGCGAGAUGAGCGUGACUAAGAGAGCAACCCAGGACAAGGCAGCAGUGAUGAAACAAGAAGACGAGACUAAGAAGGGCAAGGCCAGGUCUGAAAAGGGAACGAGGGAUAGCAAAAGGGAGACAGAGAGACAGACUACCAGGAGUAGGAGAGUGGAGGAAGAUGAGGAGAGAGGGAGCCGAAGGGGAAGUAGAACUGAUGUAGAACUCAAAGAAGGUGGGCAAGCGGUCACCAAGCCCAAACAGGAAGGAGCUGGACGGGAGGAGAGAGGAGGAGUACAGAGGGAGAGUGCAAAAAGACGAGACAGAGAGAGGGAGGUCAGGGGUGAAAGACUGAGCACGCAGGAAGGAGGUACGAGCAGGGAGAGCCUUGUGGGGAGAGGGGAGGAGGACUACGGGAGGAGGAGAGAGAGGGAAGGGGAGAGGAGAGGUAGCAGACAGGAAUAUGGGAGUGAGAGAGGAGGGGUAGAGGGGAGGAGCCACACCAGCUUAAGAGGAAGGAGUGCAAAGGAGCAGAAUGAGCAGAACAGAGGAAGCAGACUGGAGCAUGACAGGGAGAGUAGAGGAGGUGAGGAGAGGAGGGGAAGUAGGCAGGACAACUCUGCUGAGAAACACGGGGGAAGGGCAUCAUGGGACGGCAGCAAAAUUGAAGGAGAGGCCAGGGAGCAGACAAGAGAGGGACCUGGAGAAAAAAUCUCUCGUACACGCUCCAUUCGUCAAGAUGGCCUCAAUAUAUAACCUGUAUAACAGGGAAGCUACACCAGGAGCAUAACUGAAGCAUUCUGUUCAUGUAAAAAGCAUUUUAGAAGGCUGGUCUAUUUUUUUUUAACAUUGUUGCAGCAGACACGACACGAAUGGAACGAAUGGCGACAGGGUUAAACCAAUAUGGACUAAAACAACUGCAUUUAAAACCUUUGUUGACAAGAAAGAUGUGAUUGUUGCACUUUUGAAACGAUUUAAGAGCUUAAUGCACCAAUUUAAGUUUAAUGUCACUGCUGGUUAAGCCCUUGGAAGUCAUAAGUCCAGGAAGUCUUUCCAGACCCACUCUCAUUCUAAAUUGAGAUGUGCUGUUUGGUGUCAACGAGGCUACUAAAAAAAGCUUGCUUAAUCCAUGUGUGCUAAACUGACCCUUAAAGUGUAGAACAGUUGAGAUGGCCAGAAAUUUGCUGGCGGGUGGACAUAUAUGAAACUAGGUGGGCAAAUUAAAUUUCCUCUAAUUGACCUGUAUACAUAACCACUAUGUAGUAUUUUUGCAAUCACAUAAUUGCAUUGUUUCCACUUGUGUUUUGUGAUCAUGCCGGUUUUAAUUACAUAGGCCGAUGUUUACCAUAUGAAUUAUACAUGUAAUGUAUGUAACGAUACUUUACAGUGAGUUUAAACCUUUAAAUCUUCUGGCCCAUUAAUAAACAUGCUAGCAAUAAGCCUCCUUGCUAGCACACCCACCUCCUUUUCCCAAGAUUGUGAAUUAGAGUUUGGUGCAGGACUGUGUGUCUACACAACACAGCUUGCAGAUAGUUACAAAAGCUUUACUAUACUUGCACACAGAUUUGUUAUCUGACACAAGUAGCCAACGCGAACAAUAAAACAGUAUCGCCUACUAUUGCCAAAGCCACAGAACAAGUUAAAGUAGCUUGGUGUUUAAAAGACAGCUGGGGAAAAUGUUGAUUUUCUGAUUUUGCCAUUUUUCACAUCGAUCAAAAACAUUACCGUAAUUCAGAUUAAUUUAAUUAAUUCGAUAGAUCGCCCAGCACUACUUCUUGGUCACUGGCCUAACUUCUGCUAGGAUGGGUGACAUCUGUGGGCUAACCACUCUGUUACUAAAAAUCCAAAUGCAUGUUACCCUCUACUGUGAAAUAAUCUUGUCAUAAUACAAUGAUUUGGUUAGCUGUCUUUUGAACGAGUAACACAAAUUGUUCCAGCGGCCUGAGAGUAUUAAUGUGUUCUCUUAAAAAUAUUGAAUGGAGAGCGUUGUUAUUCUACUGUAGCUAGUAAACUUUACCAACUAGCUUGCACAAAAUUACACAGACAGCAGUUUAUCAGCACUUUAGGAUCUUGCUAUGCAGACAGUGGCACAUGCAUUUGGGUAGUUGUGGGAACAUAAACUAUUGAUAUAUUUGAGAUAUACAAAAAGAAUAUGAUAUAUGGUGACUGAUAUGGUGACUGUCCAAGUGGGUGGCAGACAGUUACCCACCCACUGAUGCCCACACAUGGCUAUACAACUAGUGUAGAAAUGUUUAUCAUAGUUUUUUCAGUUGAUAAUAAUAUUCAGUAACGCUAUAAUUCUCUGGUGGUGUUAGGAAAGGUUUUUGUGCCUUAAAUGUGAAAUGUAUUUUAACCAACUAUCCUUCAGGUGUGAAAUACAUUUUAAUGUACUUGGUAUCUCGUAAGAUAAGAUCCAGAAUGCACUUUAUUAGCAUCUCCCCUGCAGCAUAACUCAGGACCUCUGUAUGUCUCCAUAUCUCUAUGGAGAGGAGAGGAGCUCAUCCCCUCAGCACUGUGCAGAGUGGUGGGUGGAUGCAUUCAAUCCAUUAUAGCCAUCAAAUGUUUGUCGAAAGAAGUGGUGAAGUCAGCACAGCACAGCACAGAGUGUCCGUUGUUAAAUUCUCCAUUUUUCUAAGAAAAUGACUACUGAUUAUUUUUAUUUUUAUUUUUGUUGUAUGUAAGUGUGAAAUUGUUUUUGCGCUCAUAGUUGUUCGCUCAUGUUUAUUUUGUUUUUAAUUAAUUAUUUCUUUGUUAUGUGUUGUUGAUCUUUUCGAUGUAAAGUGCCAAACAUCUCUGGUGUUUCAUGCCACUGCCAUACAAACUGUUACAAUAUAUGGGUUCCUUUUGGUAUUUCUAAUAAAUUGCUAUUCUUUCCAUA
Messenger RNA from Alosa alosa (allis shad), 7332 nucleotides. RefSeq lists its product as uncharacterized. The transcript has 47 exons. The coding region runs from base 198 to 5210 and encodes 1670 amino acids. Gene Ontology annotation, biological process: lipid transport; lipoprotein metabolic process. The record is from RefSeq and is a predicted model, not a curated record. Gene Ontology annotation, cellular component: membrane; extracellular region. Gene Ontology annotation, molecular function: lipid binding. NCBI's taxonomy places the organism in Eukaryota, Metazoa, Chordata, Actinopteri, Clupeiformes, Clupeidae.